AUGACUAAAGUUUUAAAUCAUUUAUUGGAAAAUCUUGAUUCAACUAAAACUAAAAGUAUACGUUUCCCAUUCGUUAAAAGUUUACACUUUAAUGAAGCUCGUUCAAUCAAUUAUAACAUUGGGAAAUUUCAAUUCCCACAAGUAAGUGAACUUUACUUUUACAAUUUCCAUGACGUUUCAUCUUUUAAAGCUAUUUCAAACCUAGAAUUACCAUUAUUGCAAACCAUGAGGAUGACUGAUGAUUCACAAACAAUUAGUAAUAAAAAAUCAAUACUUCAUGCUGUGAAAUUUGAUAAAUACAAGAGAUCAAACGAUAUAGAGUUGGUAAUUUAUGAUAAAGAGUCAAAUAAUGAUGUAAUUGGUUCAGUUUUCAAUUGUGAUCUGGAUGGCGUUUCAUUUGAUACGGGGUUUCUCGAAGUGUUGAAGAUUUCCAAAACUCUACCCAUCAGGCUUACAUUAUCAAAGUCUUUAUCAUCUAGUGGUAUCGCAGAUCUGAUGACUAUUGUCUCUUCUACAGUGGAGUCAUUAUGUUUUGUGAAUACCUCCUGGACAUCCUUAGUAUGGUGCGAAGGUUUUGACCCUAGAAAGUUGGAGUUGCCAAAUAUCAAGACAUUUGCAAUGGAGUUCUCUACCCUUACCAACAAUUCUUUGACUUUUGGUUAUCCCACUUUUGAACGUAUACUUCUAUCUAAUUAUUCAAAGAAAGUUUUACCAAUGAUUGACUAUUUCCCAUUUGAUGAGUAUGAACAUUUGAAGGAACUUGUUGUAGGUUCUGUGGUUCAAUGUAUCACUGUGGAUCGUGAAAUUGGGACUCGUGUUAAUCCAUUUGGAGCUGUUAAAAGUUUAUUUUUGCGAAAUGUUCACGCAUUGGAGAUGGUUAAUAUUUUUACAAUUAUGAAUGUUGAUGCACCAAGGCUUGCUCAUUUGAAGCUUGAAUUUAGUGGUAAGGCUAAUACUCAAAUUAGAUUGAUGAACGGCAAUGCUCCAAACCUAUUAACAGUCAGUACAUCACAUCCUAAUUGUCUUUCAGCUAAAGAAUUGGAAAAAUUGGAUGAACCAAAAUUGGAGGAGGUUGAUAUAGAUGAAACUACGCUGAAGGAUUCUUCUAUUGUGUUUCAAAAUUUACAAUCGCUCAAAACUUGUAAUUAUCAUCUAUGGCAUGGGAAAUUUAAUCCUUCAGUUUUGGUAAAUUUGGAAGUUGUGUUUCCAUCAGCAACUUCUAGAUCAGGUUAUGCUGAAUUAGUAAAUACAGAGUUUCCUUCACUGGAGAACUUGGACAUUGACGUUGAUGAUGCGGUUGAUCUUUUGAAAUUUCCUUUUAAUUAUUGUUUCCCAAAAGUUUCAAACUUAAAACUAUCUAUUGUUUACAACUUGUCAAUUUUUUUUGCAUGUCAAUUGUCAAAAUUCCCUAAUUUGAAAGACCUAUAUGUGGUGACUGAAGAUGAGCACAUCAAAUUGGAUGGCUGUCAGUUUGGACUCAUUGAAACAUUAAAUCUGUUUGCCAAUCAUGCAAAAACAUUUGAAUUGACAAACUGUUCCUUUGAAAAAUUAAAUAAUUUUGAGUUUUGUUCUUUAUUGGGACGCUAUUCUACACAUGGGAAACUUGAAAUGUAUGCUCCCUGUCUUAACAAUUUUGCAGUUGAUUUGGACAUGGAAAGUAUUGACAUUUCCAAAUUUGGAAGUAAGAAGCUCAGAACUAUAUCCCUCAGUGGUCUAAUAACUGAUAUUGAACAUUUGCAAUCUUUGAAAAUAGCACAACCUUUUUUCAAGCUCAACUACGGAAAAGAACCAUAUUACCUUUCAUCAUUGAGACUUCCAAAAUCUAUUUCAAGCCUUUUAAAGGAUGCUAUUGAAAAAUUAGAAGAUCUUGCAAAACAGAAAAAACAGCGUAGUCAAUGA
Molecule: messenger RNA, 1899 nt
Organism: Hansenula anomala
Lineage: Eukaryota; Fungi; Ascomycota; Saccharomycetes; Phaffomycetales; Wickerhamomycetaceae
Exons: 2
Coding region: 1-1899 (632 amino acids)
Source: RefSeq, a predicted model, not a curated record